AUGACGACCCAGACUUGCUUCGACUUCUGCGUGACCGAAAAUGGCAGGGCCCUCUUCGGCCUCGAGUACGGCGGCGAGUGCUACUGCGGCGACGCCCUCGCGACCGGCUCGGCGCCCACCUUCUCGUCCUCGUGCUCCACCUGCGGCGGCGGCAACCGGCUGAGCCUGCACGGCACGGGCCCCGACCCGCCCGCCGCCGCGCUGCCCCCCGGGCUGCCGCCCGUGACGACCUUCCAGUACCUGGGCUGCUUCAGGGAGCCGGACGGCACGCGCGCCCUGGCGGGGCCGACCGCGGCGGACGGCACGGCGAUGACGGUCGAGUCGUGUGGGAACUUCUGCUUGUAUGGCAGGUUUCUGAUGUUUGGGGCCGAGUAUGCGAGCGAGUGCUACUGCGGUUCUGAGCUUGAUUCUGGGUCUGGGAUGGCGCCCGAGGAGGAUUGCGGUGUCCCAUGUAGUGGUGACCCUACGCAGAUGUGCGGAGGGGGCAAUCGCAUAAGCUUGUACACAUGGGCGGAGUGA
Phialemonium atrogriseum is the source of this 519-nucleotide messenger RNA. Its product is annotated as putative fungistatic metabolite. Lineage: Eukaryota; Fungi; Ascomycota; Sordariomycetes; Cephalothecales; Cephalothecaceae. The coding region runs from base 1 to 519 and encodes 172 amino acids. The transcript is spliced from 2 exons. The record is from RefSeq and is a predicted model, not a curated record.